This is a messenger RNA of Metarhizium brunneum ARSEF 3297, 2577 nucleotides long. RefSeq lists its product as uncharacterized. Lineage: Eukaryota; Fungi; Ascomycota; Sordariomycetes; Hypocreales; Clavicipitaceae. The record is from RefSeq and is a predicted model, not a curated record.
AUGGCCCCCGAAACACGUUCUCGUGGCGUCCCUCCUUCCAGUCGAGUAUAUAACUCCUCGCCCUCCUUGCAACAGGUACAAUUCCCUGCGCGACGAAAGAAGAUUCGAAGAUAUGAAGGCCCUGAGCGUCCGAGCCUGAAGCAACAGACCUUGACUCAGAUAGAUUUUGUCUCAGGCUUCGGCGAAGACGUUAUAAUCCUCAGCGAUAGCGAUGACGAUAUCCAAGAUGAAGACCCCGGUUCAGAGGACAAGGAGAAUAUGAAGCCGAGUUUACCAAAUGGGCAGGAUCAAAACGCGCAAGAAGAGGAAGAGAAAGGACAAGAAGAAGCGGGAGAUGACGAGGAACCUGUUUCAAUAAGACGGAAGAGAGCAGCUCCAUCGAUAAAACAGAGCAAAAAAAGACGACGAACCAUGGGCGAUGAGUUAAAGAAAGCGAUUACGCCCAGGAAGGAGGACAAAUCGCGGCGGAAGACGUUGGACGAUAUGCCAACACGUUCGAAUUAUCAUACGCAAACACUCACGCAGUUCUUGGGUCACCAGACAUCCUUCGUAGCCGACUCGGAUGACGACCUAGAUCUUGACAAGGAUGAUGGAGACGAUGGAUUUCUUUCGUGGCUAGGCGAACCCGGUAGUCCGAGCGCUGGGCGAGGCAAACGGGACUUUUCAUCGCCAGCUAUGAAGCGGCGUCAUGAAGCAACGGCUGCAAUUACUGCCUCAACUGCGGAUGUAAGCAUGUCUCGGGAAGAUUCUAUUAUUCCCCAGACCCCUGCGAAGAAGAACACUGCCAUUAGAUUUGAUCUUCCCUCGGGGGGGUUACAGUCUCCCAGUCAGAGAAUGGUUGAGCGCUACGGGGCGCCAGAUCAGCAAGACUCGCCAUUGAAGAAUCAUUCUUCGCCCAUGAAACCGCCUCUCGUGAAACUGACUGGGGAGCCACGACGUGUCUCGCCGGGAGUUACGAGACAGUCUUCACUGGUUAUUCAAGACUCAUAUACAACAGAUGGUUGCAUCACGCCCAGCAGGAACCAAGCAAAGGUAUCACAGAGUAAAACACCAACCCCUUUGCGUGUUUUGUUUGAUGCACCGUCUAUACUGAACCCUGUUGGGGACGACGACACGCCGACGAAGAGGAGACGCCCUCGGAGGAAAUCCCCUUCACCAAAGAAGCUCGCCGCGAAGGGAGUGCUAUAUGAGAUCCCUGAUUCCGAUGGGGAGGAUGACGGGUUCGGUGAAGAAGAUGAAGAUGACGGCAAAAACCUAGACGAGAGAUAUGGUGUCGGCGUUGAGACACAGCUGGUCUUGAAUGAGCUGGUGUCUACAGAAGAGAGCCAGCACAGUUGCCACGAUGCAGUGCCUUGUUCGCCACCGACAUCAAGGAUGCAUACACAGGCCGAACCUGUAUCGGCAACAGUCCAAUACGAGCAACAAUCUACAGAAAAUCAGCCAAUCCAUGCAUCCUCAACUUCAUCGAGGCCAACAACUCCGCUGCGACCCAAACCCAUCCGCAAACCUCUGCCCCAUCUCUCUGUCCACACUCAAAUCCAAAGCCAACCUUUCGAAUCUCAACGUGUCCAUGUCUCCAUUCUCCAAUCCCUCCCCGCUCCGUCCGCAAGAUCAGACAUACUCCUCCCUAUCUCAACCGCCUCCCUCGAAGGCCUCAUAACCGGAACCACGCUGCACGUCACCACAUCCUUCAAAAUCCCCUCCCAGGUCGUCCGCUUCUGGCUCUUCGAGAACGGUCUCCUCCGAUACAUGGCCUCUGUCGAGCCAGGUCAGCAAGUCCCACCUGCCGGCUUCUCCUCAUCUUCCCAGGGGAGAUGGCAAUUCCACACCAGCCAAGUAUACGAACUAAACAACCCCGUGUGUGAAGACGACAUGCGCCAGGAAGGAUGGUUGCGUGGUCAAAUUGCCCGAUACAAAUACCUGCCGCCCGCUGUCAUCGGACAAUUACUAUGGAACUUGAGACACGCCCUAUUUGCCGACGAGCCCUGCGAGCAACAAGUCGCCAGUUCACCCGUCCAUCCCGGCUCUCAGCCCAAGCUGCCUCGAGGAGACGACGAAGACCGCGCACGAAACUGUCCCCCCAGCUCCGCACCACCAGGCAGCAUGACAGUGUCGCAACAGAUCACGGCCCAAAUCCACAGCGACAUCGCAUCGUCCACUCAGUUCCCAACGUCAGACGACAUGGUUCCAUCGACGCCAGACUUCAACGAGCCCCUUAAACUCCGCUCCUCGUCGAGAACAACCACUCUCCCUACCCCCUCGGCACCCAAGCAACCCUCAAGAACAGUCCGGCCUUCCCAAGCCACCACCCUCUCGCAACCAUCCACCCCCGAGAAACAGACUCAGCAGCCAGCAAGCAUGCCCCCGCCUCCGCCUCCGCCACUCAAUCCCUCCCAGGGCAGUGUGCAGUUCGCUGAAAGCAGUUACCUCAGCAGCUUACCCAUACCGUCUUCUUUGGGAUCCACGUCACAGCUCUUGACAAAGAGUCAGAUGCUGCCGGACAGUUUGAUACAGGACCAUGCCCCACCCGUACAGCCCGAGAUAUGGGACUCCGAUGAAGAGGAUGCGUCUUUGUAG